AUGGUAAAGAAGACGCGGUCACCGCCAUUUUAUAGACGGACCGCUCCUGCCCCCCGGAUUCAUGCACAAUGCGCUGGCAAGCCCGGAGCGGCCCCACCCUGCCGUGUCGUGCCUUCCCUUUCGCCGUUGAGUGUCGGCCACGUUUCGCCACGAGAACAGAUAUCGAGUAUCUUGGGCAUGAAAACAAGUAGCAUAUCGUCGGGCGGCAAUUUCAUGCGUGUCUUCAAGAGCCAAACGCGCGAAGUCGAUAAUCAGCUGUUGUUGUCGAGGUCCGCAAGGGUGGGUCCGGACCGCCGCUCGAUGUUCGCAACUUACAGGGUAAGGCACUCGGAGCAGCCGUCCCGCAUGGGUCCGUAA
Purpureocillium lilacinum is the source of this 357-nucleotide messenger RNA. The record is from RefSeq and is a predicted model, not a curated record. Lineage: Eukaryota; Fungi; Ascomycota; Sordariomycetes; Hypocreales; Ophiocordycipitaceae.